AUGCCGCGACAGCGUCGCAUAAUCAAGUGCGCAGGACUUGCGCAACCGGCGCAAGCACUUGAAAGCGACCCGCAACUGGUUGGUCCGAGGUGUUGCCGCCAAAGCGACGGAUUAAACCAGUUAGAGACCCGUAAACACUGCAAUUGGCGCAGCUCAUCACUUAACCGAAGCCACACCUUUGUUUGAGCUUCCGCCGGCGAUUACUUCGCAUUAUCUGCAAAUAUGGUAGGACAGCCGAGGAUGAGGAGGAUGAUUGAUAAGGUUAGGCAGAGCAGCGAGAAAGAAAAGAGGAAAGUGCUGAAAAAUCACAGCUGGAAUGAUUUUUUGAACCAAGGGUACUGUAAAGCUCGUUACGAGAUCCUGUUCUGCCUGAAAAUAAAUAAUAUUAUUAUUAUCCUGAUUUGGAAAAAAAAUGGUUUGAAAAUGAUUCCGUAACAAAUACUACCUGUGUUUUCUGUAUUUGAAAGGCUCAAAGAAAUAAUUUUUUUAAAAAUAAUUGGAGAGGGAUCAAGUUGAAGUAACAGGAAGAGACUGAAAGAUAACUUGGGCUUCCGGGUUUCUUAGUGUUUUCUAACUUCUUCCAUAUUAAAUCGAAAACCUGAAAUUUUCCAGAAAAAAUCUUUCAAUACAUAAAUAUUCAAGACGCAGUUCUAUUGUAUAACUGAAAUAAGACUGAAAAAGCCCUUUUCGAAGUUUUCAACAUAGUUUUUUUUUUGCUUUCUACAGUACUCCCAGUGAAAUCGAUAAAUUAUUUUUCACCAGACCUUCUUGAGAUCCUUUUUUCCUGUACCAAAUAAACGCAACCAAUAAAUCAAUCAUGUAUCCAUCAAAAUCGCAAACAUCUUCAGGCGUCAGUUUACACGAGGAGCGCGCGAAAAUGGGCGUGGCCUCGCGCGGGGAGAAGCCACAGGCCACGCCUCCUCGUGCUCGGAUUGCGCGGCUCAUUACCACGUGUGUAGUGUGUGACAAACGGUUGUGCCAGCCUUCAGUCUUCAAUCCUACAGCUUCCAAGCCAUCUUCUUCUUCUUCUCGUUUUCGACUUUUCGAUGAUCGUGAGUUUUUUAUGACUUUAAAAUAAGCCUUUGUAAAAUUCCAGUUUGAAGCAUGAAAAGGCAAAGUUUUUGCGCUUUUCCUUAUCCUUUCAAACCUAGCAGAAAAAAAAGCGUCCAAAGAAAAAAAAUUCAGGUCUAAAAAUUUUUUGUCAGCGAGUCCGAUAUUUGAAAAAAAUUAUUUUUUUAUUGUUUUAAGACUUGCUGUUUGAAAAACCAAUUUGUUUUUUUCGCGACAACAAAAAGAUAUUUUUUUCCCUCGUAAAAAAAUUAAAAAUAUCAUUUUAAAAAAAUGGCUGAACGAGAAAAAUUUCAAGCUCUUGAGAAUCUUGUUUCAGUGAGUCAGAAAAAAAGAAACGAAAUUCCUUUUUUUCACUUUUUCGAGUAAAAAUUUUGAACUUUUUGAAAGAAACAUGUGAAAAAAAGUUAUUCGAAUCUAUUGAGCGGUUGGCCUUUUUUUCAUUAGACAGAACUUUGGAGGAUUACUGUAAGAUGAGAAGGUAACUGUAGAUUUUUCUAUUCUGCAUGCAUUUCAUAACUACACAAAAAUGGCUAUUCAGUUAAAAAAUCUUUUCAAAAAUGGCGUUUUCCAAAAAAUAAAGUUACUGUAAGUCCAAAAUCCUAGCUUUUUGUUAUUUCUUACUGUAGAGAAAUGUUCUGGAUACUGUGAAUGAUGGAAACUACUUUGAAUUUCUUUUACCAUCUCAAAAACUUAAAACAUGCACGAAAACAAGGGGUUAAUCCGGAAAAAACUAUAAAAACCGGAAAAAUUUUGAAAAUUUUGGUUACUGUAGGUAUGGAAUUUUUAAUAUUGAUUGUGUCUCACUGUAGCUCAAUAACUUGUAAAACACGUCUGACCUAUUCGCGAAACUCGGAAGUAGUCGGGGAAACGGCCCGAGCCGCUGAAGCGAUGACGUAGGCAAACGCGAAAAACGCGUUUUCCUGCUUGGGCGCGAAAAGUGGGCGUGGCUUCUGGGAAAUGGUAUAAAAGUCGGAAAUCCUCGGCUCAUUUCUUACUUUUUUCAUUGUUUCUUCUUGUCAUGUCGUUUCUUACGUCUCUGUGUUGUUCAUAAGUUCAUUUCUUGAAAUUUUUGAAUUAAAAGUCGCGCGAAAAAAGCCUUUUACUCAUGAAAAUCAAGGAAAAUUUCAAGUUUUCGAGCUUUUUUAUGCUUUUUUUUGAAGGAAUCGCUCCGGUAUUAUUUCUAAGUCGCACAUAAUUGAGAAAUAGCUGAAUUUAGUAAAAUUAAAGUGUAAUAAAGCUGAAAAAGUCGUAGUGUUCACAUUUUUCAUAAAAUUCAGCAGUCAAAAUUCUCCUUUUUCCGUCUUCAGAACUCCAUAAUUCGUAAUAUAAACGUCAAUUUCCAGCUUGAAACUUAUUUAAAAGGAAAAUGGCAUUUUACUGUUUUUUCUGAGUAUUCUUUCGAAUCAAAAAUUCUACAGCGUUAUAAUUCUUGUUUAUUCAAAUUUUAUGCUUGUUCAGAGCCGUGUAGAUAUUCUUUUUCUGUAAUCAGACAUAUUUUUCCCAAAAAUUUUGCAAAAAAAUUAACUUUUUUUUCUCGUUUCUUUCUCUUUAUUACAUUCUCUCCCUCAUUCUUAAGAAUGCUCUCUAGUAAAUUUGUCCACUUAAAAAGUUUUUUCGCAAUUAAAGGAUAUUUUCGAUUUGACCUACCCGAGGUCUCGGCACUUUUGACCAUGUAGAUCACCUCGACCUAGGUCGCAAAACGGGCGGCGCGCAAAAAAUCAUUUUUACCUUAUAUCACCUUCUAAACACCUUGCUUUUCCUUUAUAGCUUCAGCUUUUCGUUAGUUUAUUAAUUCUGUUGAUUUUUAUUUCUUUGACUUAUCAUCGCGACCUUGUAGACUGAAAUUUGAUAGUUGAUCUUCCAUUUUUGGUGUGAUCUCGGCUUUUUUGGAAAAUUAUUGAUUUAUUUUUGAAUACUCGAGUUGAAAAAGGAAAAAAGGCCUUUUGCGACCUAGAAGAUGACCAACAUAUGCAAAACACGUUUUUCCUGUCUCAAAAAGAGCUCCACUGUAAUAGUUACUGUAGGUGGUGACAAAACACAGCCGCCCAUGUAAAACACGUUUUUCCCGUUACGUGAUAAUGCUGAUGAAGCCUUAGACCCUAAAGAAUACUUACUGGCGUACUAUAGAUUGUAGAAAUCGGUUAAGCCUAUGAUUACUGUAGCAGGAGCUGAGCUUCUCUUUCCUUGUCUUACGAUCGCAGUAACCAAGACAAACUUUCAGAUGUUCGCCAUGUCAGCGCCCACGGACAGCGGCUUCAGCAGCCCUUCGGCGGAAGAAGGCGUCGGUCCGUCCACGUCGUCCUUCGAGUUCCUCAGCCCCUCCAAGCUCUCUCGGGUCUCGCGACGACUUUGCUGUGACGUCACGCCGCUUCUGAUGACCGACGCUUGCAACGCCGCCACACAAACUGAUUAUUGUAAGUUUUUGGGAGUUUUGAAACUUCUAGAAAAAAGAUGAGAGAGACCGAACAAGUGUCGAAUUUAUGAAGUGAAACUUUGAUUUCAGUUCUAACUUAGACGUCUUGAAAUCCAGGGAUCUUCAGAGUAGCUUAAGCUUGAAAACGGCUUGAAAAAGCUUUGAUAUUCCUUUCUAAAUUCUCGAUUUUCAGGUAUUCCGGAGUUUCAUCCAAUGGCCCGACGAAUUGCGUCCCGGCUGCGACAAAUGUGCGACGAAUUUGAGCAAGAGCUCCAGGACCAGGUACUUUUUUUUUCUCAUGUUCAACCUUUUCCUUAGAAAAACAUUUUCUCAUAACUAACUUUUUUUGUUUCAGAAGAAGCCUCAGCCUUCCUGGAUCGAGCAGCUUUUCCAAUGGAUCCUCUAG
Messenger RNA from Caenorhabditis auriculariae, 3890 nucleotides. NCBI's taxonomy places the organism in Eukaryota, Metazoa, Nematoda, Chromadorea, Rhabditida, Rhabditidae. The record is from the annotation of a GenBank genome assembly.